AUGUACUUCUCCAAGACUCUCCUUCUUCUCCUGGCCCCUAUCGCCAUGGCCGCUGAAGCUGUUACCUCUUCAUCCGCAGCAAGCGUAACCAGCACCAUCACCCUGUAUCCUGCCGGAUACACCCCUACCAGCUCAACUCCUACCCCCAGCUCAACCCACACCCACACCCCGACUCCCUCGUCGACCAAGACUCCUCUGCGCAGCAGCACCCGUACCCCCAGCCCUAGCUCAAGCAUUAUUGUCAAGCACAGCACCUCUAUUCCCCUGGUUAAGACUACCGCUACUGCUGCUGGUACUGAGCCUACUGGUUCUUCUCAGACAACUGGUGCUGCUCCCGCUGGGUCUUCCACCCCUGCUUCUGGCGCUUCUUCGCUCCAGAUGCCUGGUGCUGUUGCCGCUGGUGCGCUGGCUGUUGCCGGUCUCUUGAUGAUUUAG
Messenger RNA from Penicillium angulare, 435 nucleotides. Its product is annotated as putative extracellular serine-rich protein. Bases 1 to 435 code for a protein of 144 amino acids. The transcript has a single exon. The record is from RefSeq and is a predicted model, not a curated record. NCBI's taxonomy places the organism in Eukaryota, Fungi, Ascomycota, Eurotiomycetes, Eurotiales, Aspergillaceae.